Rhagoletis zephyria (snowberry fruit fly) is the source of this 1038-nucleotide messenger RNA. The record is from RefSeq and is a predicted model, not a curated record. Lineage: Eukaryota; Metazoa; Arthropoda; Insecta; Diptera; Tephritidae.
AUGGCCGCCACCGAAGAAGAGAUUGGCAGAAUUGGCCGAAAGCUAGAGAAGAUAAUCCACCGCAAAGACUCUACGAGUUCCGUCCAGGCCCUUGACCUUUUGCGAUUGCUGCAAAAAUUGCCCAUCUCACUAGCGCUAAUUCAGCGUACACGCAUCGGUCUAAUAGUAAACAAUCUAAGAAAGUCCAUCUCUGAUGAAGAGGUGUCCUCGCUCUCAAAACUACUGAUCAAAAACUGGAAAAAGUUACUAGAGAAAGACAACAAACCGUCUCCUGGAGAGAAUGGUGAAAAGGAGAAGAACGGCGUUCACGAUACGACAGAAUCAAGUCAAGGGUCAAUCAACUCUAAGAGUAGCAAUGGCGCGAUAAACGACUCUAAAUCAAAAUUCAACAACGGCAACGGCAGCAGUAGCUCUUCAAAGUCGAAUCAACAGCCAGCCAGCAGUUCAUCCUCGUCAACAAAGACGUCCUCCUCCUUUCAGUCUCUAAGACAAUCAACGUUCCCAUCCGCUAACGUUACUACUGAUUCAAUUCGCCUCAAGUGCCGAGAAAUGCUCACCAAUGCCCUUAAACCUGACGCAGCGCUGAUCGAAUCGGUGGGCGGUGAGGGUAGCGGGUUCUACGAUCCCGAACAAUUAGCCUCUCUCAUUGAAGAGGCCAUUUAUAAGGAGUUCAAGGAUACCAACACCAAGUACAAGAAUCGCGUCCGCUCUAGGGUCUCUAACUUGAACGACAAAAAGAACCCUGAUUUGAAGAUCAACGUGCUCAGAGGUUCCAUUACACCAGCGAAGAUUGCUGUGAUGACUGCAGAGGAAAUGGCAUCGAAUGAGAUGAAGUCGCUGAGGCAAAAGUUCACCAAGGAGGCAAUUGACGACGCACAGAUGGUGCUAACCGGCGGCACCAAAACUGAUCUUCUCAAAUGUCCAGCCUGUAAGAAGAACAACUGUACAUACAAUCAGGUGCAAACUCGAAGCGCCGAUGAGCCGAUGACUACCUUUUGCUACUGCAACGAGUGUGGCAAGCGAUGGAAGUUCUGUUGA